Molecule: messenger RNA, 6101 nt
Organism: Chelmon rostratus (copperband butterflyfish)
Lineage: Eukaryota; Metazoa; Chordata; Actinopteri; Chaetodontiformes; Chaetodontidae
Gene: pde4ba
Product: phosphodiesterase 4B, cAMP-specific a
Exons: 14
Coding region: 548-2659 (703 amino acids)
Biological process (GO): signal transduction
Cellular component (GO): cytosol; perinuclear region of cytoplasm; nucleus
Molecular function (GO): transmembrane transporter binding; 3',5'-cyclic-AMP phosphodiesterase activity
Source: RefSeq, a predicted model, not a curated record
GAGUCCAGAGAGUGUGUGGAGAGUGUCAGAGUGAACGAGGGCUGAAAGAGUGCCGUGGUGUGACGUAUGGGCUGCUGCUUGUGCUGCUGCUGUGUGUGACGUGUGUGAAGAAGGAGUCUGGAUACCUGUUUGCUGCUUUUACUUGUGCCGAGGAGAGGGUGACUGAUGGAUUAUCUAAGUUUUUAUGUAGCCUUUUUAUAGGUAACAGCCAUGUAAAUGUGGGUCUGUGGAGCCUGACUGAGUGAUUGGAGGUGAAUGUGUGUGUGCUUGUGCUUGUUUUGUAGAUAGAUCCAUUAAUUUUCAUGUGAAGUAAAUACUUUGUGUGUGACCUCAGUGAGUUUUGUAAGCGUGUGUGUGUGUGUGUGGGUGUGUGUGUACAUGCUACUGUGCGGUUGCCACCAGUGGUGCUGACUUAUCAGAUGUGUGUACGAUGGUGUGUGUGUGAAAUGCUGCGCCUGGGCGUGCUCUAGUUGAUCUGUUAGUGGUUUCGUGUGUGACGGCACGUUUUGGGUGGCGGCGUGCAUGAGUGCGUGCGUGCGUCGGGGCGAUGUACCGGCGUUCCCCCUGUGCCAGAGGAAGGGUUCAUUUUGACUUCAGUGAGGAAGUCAUCAGGAAACUCCACGCCACCAACCACGGCCACGCUCACAGUUUCGAUGUGGAGAAUGGCCCGUCUGCCAGCUGCAGCCCCCUGGAUCCCCAGGCCUCCCCCGGCUCUGGUCUGGUCCUCCACACUAACUUCCCCGGUCAUAACCAGCGGCGAGAGUCCUUCCUCUACCGCUCCGACAGCGACUAUGAUCUGUCACCCAAGUCCAUGUCACGAAACUCCUCCAUCGCCUCCGAACUACAUGGUGAUGACCUGAUCGUAACGCCUUUUGCUCAGGUUCUGGCAAGCCUUCGAAGUGUGAGGAAUAACUUCACUGUACUGACCAAUGUCCAGUGUGCCUCCAGCAAGAGGUCCCCUGCAGCAACAACUCAGCCUCCGAUCACCAGAGUCUGCCUCCCAGAUGAGGCGUACCAGAAACUGGCUAUGGAGACGAUGGAGGAGCUGGACUGGUGUCUGGACCAGCUGGAGACCAUCCAGACCUACCGCUCCGUCAGCGACAUGGCCUCCAACAAGUUCAAGAGAAUGUUGAAUCGGGAGUUGACGCACCUAUCCGAGAUGAGUCGGUCUGGGAAUCAGGUUUCCGAAUUCAUCUCCAACACCUUCCUGGACAAACAGAACGAAGUGGAGAUCCCGUCGCCGACGUCCAAGACGCGAGAGAAGAAGAAGCAGCAGAAGCAACAGCUGAUGACACAGAUCAGCGGGGUCAAGAAGGUCUCCCACGGGCCCUCGCUCUCCAGCAGCAGCAUCUCACGCUUCGGCGUCAAGACAGAUAAAGAGGAGCUGCUGUCCAAGGAGCUGGAGGACCUCAACAAGUGGGGCCUGAACAUCUUCACGGUUUCAGAGUAUUCCCACAACCGGCCUCUUACCUGCAUCAUGUAUGCCAUCUUCCAGGAGCGAGACCUGUUAAAGACAUUUAAGAUCCCCAUGGAUACGUUUGUUGCCUACAUGAUGACGUUGGAAGAUCACUAUCAUUCAGAUGUGGCCUACCAUAACAGCCUGCAUGCCGCUGACGUAGCCCAAUCCACACACAUCCUGCUCUCCACUCCAGCCCUGGAUGCGGUCUUCACAGAUCUUGAGAUCCUAGCAGCCAUUUUUGCUGCAGCUAUCCAUGAUGUGGACCAUCCUGGAGUAUCAAACCAGUUCCUGAUCAAUACCAACUCUGAGCUGGCGUUGAUGUACAACGAUGAGUCUGUGCUGGAGAACCAUCACUUGGCCGUGGGAUUCAAGCUGCUGCAGGAGGACAACUGCGAUAUCUUCCAGAACCUCACUAAGAAGCAGCGACAGUCCCUGCGCAAGAUGGUCAUCGACAUGGUUUUGGCCACUGACAUGUCCAAACACAUGAGUCUGCUGGCUGACCUGAAGACGAUGGUGGAGACUAAGAAGGUGACGAGCUCUGGAGUGCUGCUGCUGGACAAUUACACCGACAGAAUACAGGUGCUGCGUAACAUGGUGCACUGUGCUGACCUGAGCAACCCCACUAAGUCCCUGGAGCUGUAUCGUCAGUGGACUGAUCGGAUAAUGGAGGAGUUCUUCCACCAGGGAGACAGAGAGAGGGAGAGGGGAAUGGAGAUCAGCCCUAUGUGUGACAAACACACAGCCUCGGUGGAGAAGAGCCAGGUGGGCUUUAUCGACUACAUCGUGCACCCUCUGUGGGAGACCUGGGCUGAUCUGGUCCACCCUGACGCCCAGGACAUUUUGGACACGCUGGAGGACAACAGGAACUGGUACCAGAGCAUGAUCCCCCAGAGUCCCUCCCCGCCGUUCUACGACCAGGGCACGCACGGACACAGUGGAGGCGGUGGGGGGCAGGGAGGCGGAGGGGAGAAAUUUCAGUUUGAGCUGACCUUGGAGGAGGAGGACUUGGAUGGAAUAGAGAAAGACGGCGAAGAGGAGGAAGAAGAGGAAGAGUUAGACGAGGAGGAGGACAGUCUAGGAGACACUCGUUCUCCUCCCCUGAAUUAUUUGGACGUUCAGGAGGACGAGGAGGGCGGCAUGAUGGAGCCCACGUCGGCAAUCGAGAUCGUGACACAUGAGGCUUCACCCACAGACACAUAGAGCUUCCACCACCGGGCUCACAUGGUGAUGUGAAAGUUUUUUUUGGAAGAAGAGGGGAGAUCCUCUUGCAGAUGUGCUUUUUAAUAAGCCCACAGAAGCAAGGGCUUAGUUUCGUCCCGCACGGGGGCGUCUUGCACUUGGGUGUUUGAAGCCAGACACGGACGGGCAGUUUCAGUGAGGCGGCUUCAGAGUUCUCAGGAAAUAAUUACUGCGAACAUUUUAGUCUUGAUGGACAGGCGAGACCGAGGGUGGAACUUGAAGGAUUCUGGCCAGUUUGGGAAAUUGUUACUUUUCUUUUCUGGACUGGCAUUAAAUGGACAUUGACACUACUGAGAGAAGUUUUGUACCUUAAGACUUUUUUACAGAUAUGAUAUGAUCUAGAAGUAGCAUAGAGUAAGAUCUACUGAUGGAGACACAUUUGUAUAGCAAGAGAAAGUGUUUACUUUUUUCCUGUACCAUUUGUCAAAGGACUUUUGUGUGCCUUUUUUACUAUUGUCUUUAUAAUAGUUUUUUAUUUAUUGAACACUCUAGUAUGUCUGUGAAAUGUUUUUUUUUUCUUAUCUGACAGAGCAAAAUCUUUUUUGUAUGUUAAAAAGAGAACAGUCUUCCAUGUAUUGGGCAAUAGAGAAAUCCAAACAAACGUUGACAAACAACUCUCGGACAAACUCAUCCAAAUAGGGAAACAUUAACGCCUACAUCACACGCACAUUUUGUCGCAUCUGUUUUUCACUCUGAGCACAAUGUUUUUCUUUUCAUGUGGAAUUCAAACGUGUGUGUUCGCUCAUGGUUCGUGUUACGUGUUUAGUUUGUUGCUCUGCAUGUCACAUGUCAGUCAAUGAAUGUCACAGUCUCACUGAAAUACAUGACCUCUUUUCAUACUCCAUCUCUUUCUACAUCAUCUUUUAUUCUUUGGAACGGUCUGCAGACCAUUGGGGCGCUUCCAACAUUUUCACACCAAAACUUUUAAUGCAAAAUCCUCAUUGAGGAUAUGAAAUCCAACACUUGCACCUAUGUGGACAGAUAUUCCUGCCAAGCUUUCAGUAAAAUGAAUGCAACGUUUGAUUUAUAGGAUUUUGUCAUAAUUUUUGCAUCCAUGGUUGUCGUGUAGGUAUGAGAUAGAGGUUAGUCCAGUUCAAACCAUAAUAACCUACCACUGGAUAAUGUCAGCAGAAAAAAGAGCAGGUCUGAAAACAUACAGCUCAACGAACUGUUUAGAUCUAUGAUAAAAUCAGACAUGAAGUCUGCCAAGGACGAAAUGCACAACAGCAGUGAGUCUAUUUUUAGCCCACAGGUAUGCUGCAGUCUUAAUAAUCCUGUUAGUUGGAACGGGUCCUGACCCCAGACCCGUCUGAUGUAACGCCCCCCUGCCCCUUUGCAAUCAGGCCCAGACCAGAUGAUUAAAGGUGCUCUUAGAGCUGCCUGUCUGAAAGGCGCUCUCAUACCCUCAUCAGCGCCACUAUUCACAUGGUUUACAAACCCCUCUGGGCUCCACAGACACGACCCCAAAACAAUCAGGCCGGCUAUUUCUUCCUCACGAUAAAAUCCCUCAAGUGCAGCGUCUGCUCAUUGACGUCAAUUGAAUUUUUUCCCUUCCCCCUCCGCUGUAUCAGGUUUCCAGGACAGUGGGGUUAUUAGGAUUUGGCACAGAUGGAAUAACUGGAUUCAGCAUGGCAGACUGUACCCUUUUGAAAAAGAGGAAUAAUUAGGUGCUCUAGGUUUAAAACAAACUGUCUUUUUGUUUCUUCAUUAAUGCGAUGGGGAAUACGGAUUGGAAAUGGUUUGCAGACUUCAUAUUUCUGCUCCUGUGGCUUCCAUGACUAAUUUUUAUGGAUGUUCUACUAGCAUCUCUCCAUUUUCAUAUUGGUUUACUGAUAAACUCAAAGGUACUUCAUCUAACUUCACUCCAGCAUGCUUAAGUGGCAAUCGUUUGUGUGCAGUAUAUAUAUGUGUGGAAGGUUUUGUUUGUGUGUGUGUGUGUGUGUGUGUGUGUGUGUGUGUGUGUGUGUGUGUGUGUGUGUGUGUCUGUCUGAAUGUGUUGACUUUGUCAUCAGGCCUUACCCCCAUCACUCCACACCUUUGUCUCUACUGUUUGUUGCUAGGAGCUCAAGUUGGUCCUUUUUGCUGUUUAUAACAGUGUGUAUUUAUUCUAUACUUUAAGCUUGUACAUAAGAAAUACUGGUUCAGUGUAAAAUCUAUUUUAAUUUAUAUGCACUUGCAUUACCUGAAAGUGGUGGUGUCUAAUGUGUAGAAGACUCUGGAUUAGAGUCUUUUUAUAUAUGUAUUAUAUAUUGUUUUUAUAUACAUAUAAAUAUAUAUAAAUAUAUCUAAGUAUAUAUUCGCACAAUGUUUUGAGUGCCCAGCAGAGCAGCAGCUAGAGACACGUUGUUGUUGUCACAUGAGAACCUUAUAACUCCAAAGUAACAUUUAAUCUUUUGAUUUUACAUAAAAGUUUAAAUUGUGUUGUCUUUUUAUGUAACGUCACCGACAAGAAAAUGACAAACUCUAUAUUUAGCUUAUUAUGCAUGAAUAUUAAACCAAAAAUGCUCUCACUUCUGAAUCAUUUUGAAUUCUUAAUUACUAUCAUGGUAUUUUUUUCAGACUUCUGAAAAAUUGAGUUUUUGACUGUUAAAUUUCAUCUUAGUUACAUUUCUUAAAUGAAAGCCCAGAUUCCACAGAGGACUUUGAAUGCCCUCAUUCUGCUUCUUAGAUAAUUUUUGUAGUUUUUGUAGCUACAAGGUUUUCAUCUGACAGCAGCAAUUUGGUAACCCAGAGGCGACAUAGAGGACAUGUUAAACUGCAUAGGCUUGGAUACAGGAUACAUACAAGCUAGCUAAGGAACCGAGAAGCUUAGUCAAUGCUUGGCAUCAGAGUACACAAAUGGCUUAUUUUCUCUCAGCGGUUUGUCACAACCUAAGCUUCUCCACCCAGCAUUUGAAUGCAGAUUGCUGAUACACGAGGCCAGAUACAGGUUCGACUGACAAACACAAAGCGAUUGUCUCCUUUUACACUUAGCGCACUUCAUGUAAAAGUAGAUAACACGGGGACGGUAUUGGUAGCAUGCUACAAUACGCCCGGCACUGACGUGAAUCUUUCUGAAUUAACAACAAAUCAUGAUCUUAUGUGACUGAUUGUGCUAAUGUGUGAACUCUUUCUGACCAAACUUGUUAGCAGUUUUGAAAUUCAAAUUUGUCAGUAUUAACAUUGUUUAUCUAUGUUCAAGCUUUUUUGGUCAUAGUUGUGUCCAAAUGGUUAGCCAGAUUUAGCACUAUCUGCAUGAGAGAUGGUUUUUUUUUUUUAAUUGUCAAUAAUAUGUUCAAGUCCACCAGGUGUUGCAGGUGGGUUAUUAAAUGUUUCACACAAUGUAUGGUAUUAUAUUGUAUAUUGUGUUCAAAAAUAAAUCUGAAAUACUUUUUCUAUUAAGUGAUUAAAAGCAAAGCAUGAA